Molecule: messenger RNA, 2417 nt
Organism: Oncorhynchus nerka (sockeye salmon)
Lineage: Eukaryota; Metazoa; Chordata; Actinopteri; Salmoniformes; Salmonidae
Product: ciliated left-right organizer metallopeptidase
Exons: 15
Coding region: 1-2064 (687 amino acids)
Biological process (GO): proteolysis; cell adhesion
Cellular component (GO): cytoplasm; membrane
Molecular function (GO): metalloendopeptidase activity
Source: RefSeq, a predicted model, not a curated record
AUGAAGCUCGUAGCUGUUAGAUCUACUGCUGAUGUCAUGUCAGUCCAACAGAUCCGUCUCUGUGAUCUCUUCCCCGAGAUGAGGCCUCUGUGGAGGGGCGGCUCCUGUGGAAGGGCUAUGAUUAUGCCUUCACCCCCCUCCCUCAGCAGGCCGUGGGUUUGGAUGGUGGUGGUGGUCAUAUGGCUCCCCGGUGCUCUGGAGAAGUGUAUCUUUGAUGAGGUUCAGCAGUCGGUCACAGUGGUCACCGCACCCACGGAUCCAGACGGACCUCACCCUAAAACGACGGCCAGUAACAAUGUUGGGCAUCAGACUCGACUUACUGCUUCAGAGGACACACUGGCUCCACCCACAAACCAUCCACAGCCAAUCAGGAUCCACACCUGGGUUCCGAGGGAUAGCCCCGCCCUGUCUCAGGUGGAAAGCGAGAGACUGGAGCCAGCAGUCAGAGAGGCUGUGGGCAUCGUGUCCAACUUGCUGUCAGUAAACAGAGUCCCUGGUCAUCUGCUGCUCAGCAGAAACAUCAACAAGUACUGCAAGUUCAUAUGGCGGAACACCAGCGCUGCCAACUAUAACAAGUGUGGCCGAGCCAAUGAGAACUACAGGACGGAGACCUGUCUGGAUGUCAUUAUCCCAGAUGAUCACCUGAGGGGUUGUUCCGUGUACUCAGAGCCUGAUGCACCAACCAUGACUGUGAUAAGGCCUGAGGGGGCGGGACUUCCUGACACUGACUUCCUACUUUACCUCCACGCGCAGAGCACCGACAAGUGUCGAGCGGAGCCCAGUGUGUUGGCCUAUGCAGUGCACUGCCAGACUGACUCCCAGGGUCGACCUCUGGCUGGAGUGGUGGUCAUCUGUAGGGACAGACUGACUGGGGAGGGAUAUAGCCACCAAGGCACUGUGCAGACAGUGAUCCAUGAGUUGUUCCAUGCAUUUGGUUUCUCCAAAGAACUCUUCAGCACCUGGAGAGACUGCUCCUACUCACAACAUGAGACAGGUCAGGUCAGGAUCUACACCCAAUCAGUGAUCAGAGCCCUGCAGGAACACCUGUCAUCUACUGACCCUGACCUGGGAGGACCACUGGAGAACCUGGAUGUAGGUUCUAGUGGUCUGUCCUCUCACUGGGAGUCCAGGGUGCUACAGGGUUCCAUCAUGGCUGCAGCCCUGGGGGAUCCAGCUGUGGUGCGUGUCGACCCGGUCACCCUGGCCGCCCUACAGGACACGGGCUGGUACUCUGUCAACCACAGCCGAGCACAGGGCCUGGUGUGGGGAAAGGGUGAGGGAGCAAUGUUUGGAUUACUGUCCACCUGCCAUGACAACUCCUCCUCAUUUUUCUGCACAGGCAGUGGUUUAGGGUGUCAUUAUCUUCACCGCCACAAGGGGGAGUGCCAGACUGACGCUCACCUGGAUGGGUGCCGCAUUUACAAACCUCUAAUGAGUGAGUGCUGGAAAGAGGAGAAUGAGAGAGAGACUGAAACAGAGUGGAGUGGAGAGUUGUACCGUAUAGACAGCCGAUGCUUCUUCUCUAACCUGAGCAGAGAGAAUGUCUCCCUGUCCGUCAGUGACUCUGUGGUGGGGCGUUGUUAUAGACACAGGUGUACUGGGCUGAACCGGUAUCAGAUACAGGUGUCUGGCUCUGAAUGGUUGGACUGCCCAGUAGGAAGCACCAUUGAGGUGACAGGUUACAUGGGGCUAGUUGCAUGUCCUGACAAGAGGUUGUGUUAUUACCCUGACAUUGGUCUCUCCAUCGACAACCAGGACCCCCACUCUCCAGCUGCCUCUACUAAAGGCACAGUGACUACUGAGAACGAUCCCCUGUUACAUCAGAACACAAUCCCUGACCCGAGCCUGACCUUUGACCCUGCCCCUACUUGUGCAGAACCAGGGGUCAGUACAGACACCACGUUGGCUGCAGUCCUGGGGGUCAGUGCUGCUGUCUGUCUCCUGGCUGCCCUGAUGGUGGCCUACAGGAGGUCCCGCUCCUCCAGAGUCAGGGUGCAUGCUGCCCCUGAGGCCCCCAGUGUUCUACAGUUGCACUCGACCCAAAGUGAUUCAAAUAACUGCUAAUGGAAACUGGGUGUCCAUUAUAGCACAGUCUUGUGCACUGGUGUAAAUGGUUACUUAAUCAAGUAGGUGGUGUUUGUACAUUAUUUAUCAGAGGGGGAAAUUGACUAUUUGUUAAGUGUUGAACUGUACAAAUGAAAAAAGUACACUAGAGUAAAGAGCAAUGCGACACUGGGGUGUUCUAAUUGUCCCAUGGGAUUUAGCUUUAACACUAUGUUAACCUGUAAUAACAAUGAAUUAUGUGAGCGUUUUCUGUGUCUUAUCCCUGUGGUAUACAUUUUACUCAUACAAAUUGACAUAUAAAAUGUAAAUCUGCACUAUUUAUUUGUUAUACAGAUCUGUUGCCAUGGUGAUGU